AUGACAGCAACCCCCCCCGAGGCAAAUGAAGGCCCGAAAGAACCCCCUGUCAGACAACCCUCAAUCCAGCCCUUUGCCGGCCGUAUUGGGGGUAACCAAGCGCUGGUGGCCGAUCCCAACGAUUCUUCCAACCGCUCCCUGCUGGAAAAGGUCCCUGAUGCAGGGCCGUAUAUGCGUCUAUCGCAGAUUCUGGACUUGAGGGGAUUCACCGAUCUCAAUCUAUGGAAGUUUGCUCUUAUAGAAUGCGCAGGCACCAUGAUGCUCUGUUUUAUCACUGCCUGGAUCGGCUUGUCAGGAGCAUCAUCGUCAUCAGCAACAACAACAUCGGCAGCAGGUGUAUUUGCGACGACAGCCUUCCUUGAUCCCCUCGUCGGCGGCAUCACCAACUGGAUCUGGCUGUCGUUGUUUAUCUUCAUCUUCGGCCCUAUCAGCGGCGGUCAUCUCAACCCAACCAUCACCAUGGCCACCUUCUUCGCCCGUCUCAUCUCCCUGCCACGCACAGUGCUCUAUAUCCUCGCCCAGACAGUGGGCGGCACGCUCGCCGGUCUGAUUCUCCACGCCGCCUAUGGAAACGGAGACUUCACCGUCGGCGGGUGUAUUGUUGAGGUGGCCCUUGUGCAGCCCCGGCAGGCCUUUCUGCUCGAGUUCAUGUGCUCGCUGAUCCUCCUCUUUGUGGCCUUUGGCGUCGCGCUCAACCCGCGCCAGGAACAUGUCUAUGGGCCUGGCCAGGCGCCGUGGAUGGUCGGCCUCACGCUGGGAACCUUGAGCUUUGGAUCCGCGUUUUCAUUGACGGGUUAUGCCGGUGCCAGCAUGAAUCCUGCGCGGUGCUUUGGAGUCUACAUCGCGACUGGCUUUCCGGGAUACCAUUGGCUUCACUGGGUAGGACCUUUUGCGGCAGCCGUAGGCCAUGCGAUCAUGUACCAUCUCCUACCGCCGUGGAUAGCAGAGUAG
Molecule: messenger RNA, 951 nt
Organism: Penicilliopsis zonata CBS 506.65
Lineage: Eukaryota; Fungi; Ascomycota; Eurotiomycetes; Eurotiales; Aspergillaceae
Exons: 4
Coding region: 1-951 (316 amino acids)
Biological process (GO): transmembrane transport
Cellular component (GO): membrane
Molecular function (GO): channel activity
Source: RefSeq, a predicted model, not a curated record